This is a messenger RNA of Owenia fusiformis, 2504 nucleotides long. The record is from the annotation of a GenBank genome assembly. NCBI's taxonomy places the organism in Eukaryota, Metazoa, Annelida, Polychaeta, Sabellida, Oweniidae.
CCGGUAGGAAGAAGAAUUUGAAUAUAUAUCAGCAUGGCAAGGAGGUACAUCAUCAGAACAAGAAACACUUCACAAGAGAGUAACAACUUAUACGAGAACUAACGCAAUUUGAACAACAACAACAACAGAGAAGCAUUAGAAGAAACGCAAAGACGCCGAAGAAAUUUACAAGUAACACAAUGGAGAUGUCUGUCCCAAUGCUAACUUUUAUUAGCUGUAUGCUGAUACAACUCUCUCUAAUCAACGCUGAUCCAUACUUGCCGUACAAUCGUCCUGAAGGAAAAGCACGUCCCAUCAGGAGUUGUGGUGGAAAACCAGCAGAUAUUGUCUUUACUCUUGACUCGUCUUCAAGCAUAUGGGGCCCUGACUACCGAAAACAGAUAGAGUUUGUUCAAGACAUGGCCGGAUCAUUCCAGAUCGGACCAGAUAUGACACGUAUUGGAGUGAGCCAGUUCAGCGACCGUGUGCAUCUUUUGUUCCGCCUGAAAGAUUACAAGAACGUCGACGAUGUGCAAACAGCUCUGUACUACACUCGAAGAAGAUAUGGUGGAACAAACACAGCUGCCGCUCUUAGGCAUAUGGGCAACCGAAUGUUUUCUAAUUCGUAUGGCGGAAGAGGUGGAGAUGUUCCCAGAAUUGCCGUUGUUAUCACCGACGGUAUCAGCAGUGACAGGAAGAAAACUGUGCUGGAAGCAAAACAACUGCACCAGAAAGGGGUUACGGUUUUCGCCAUCGGUGUUGGGGCAAACAUCAACAAGAAAGAGUUGGAAGCGAUUGCCUCUGACCCAGAUGAACAAUACGUCUACACAGUUGACAACUAUGAUGCGCUAGAUACAAUUAAGAAUAUGCUGGCCAUGAAAGCUUGUGAAGUAAAGGAACCAACAACCCCUCCACCACCAGCUGAUCAACCGUGUGGAGCCAGACAGCCAGCUGAUAUCGUAUUCGCUCUGGGGGCUGACAAUUCAAACACCGAGAACCGCAACAGUGCUCUCGAUUUCAUAAACAAGGUCAUCAAGGAUAUGGAAGUUGGAAAUGACAAUAUCCAGGUCGGAAUGGUCCCAAAAGAUUGCAGUUCUCUAUCAGGCUUCACACCUAGCGAUUUCAACACGAAAGAUCAAAUCAAAAAUGGACUCGACUCCAACAAAGCCUCUCCAGCAAAAUCCGGAUCGGCUUUAGAGUACAUGCGCAAAACUAGCUUCACAGAAGAGGGUGGUUGUCGUAUGGAAGUGAAAAAGAUAGGGGUGGUGAUCAUAGAUGGUACAACCGAGGAUCUCGACAAAAUUGCUACUGAGGCAAAGAGGCUCCGGGAAAAUGACAUCGAGAUGUUCGCUAUAGGAGUGGGAAAAGAUAUAGACGAAAGUAUUCUCCGCCUCAUCGCCAGUGAACCAUCAAUGAGACACAUCUAUACCGCUGGGGACUAUGCCGACCUUCAGUUCAUGCGAAGUGAUUUUCUGGACGUCGUGUGUAAUGGCCUGUAAAAUUAUACCGUACGAUACAACUAACAAACCAAAGAGGCAUUCCAUGACGAGGGUAUCUAGAGCGUGAGAACAAUGCACACUGAGACGUGCGGCACAAACCUGUGACACUACAUGUAACACAUGAAAAUGCAAGCAACGGGGACAUUGAAUGUGAAACUUCACAAGUUUGACAUCAUAUGUAUACCACACUGCAAUGACACUAGACAUCAAAUACCAUCUUUGAAAACGGGCUGAGUGCAAUCAACCAUGUUACCUCCCACCCAGUGGCGAAGUAGCAUACUAUGAAUCUCAGAACAUAAAAUUAUUGAAAGACUAGAUCCCAGUAGAAGUAAAUUUAUUCAGAUUGAUAUUGAAUUCGACAUUUCCUUUACAUACUUCUAAGUUACACUUAAAAUCUGUAUGAACUUUGAAAUCGAUUUUUGUUUGGACAUUUGAUCUUAUAUAAAAUUGUAUAGCUUCCAUGUUAUCUGAACAAAGUAGUGGAACUGGGAACUAACUAACAAUUGGCAACUACAUCAUUGAUUAUUGAAUGAUACAAAGCUUAUGUAGUAAUAUGAGCUUGGCAAAUGUGUUCCACCACCGCUAAUUUACUAAUAAUGACAGGCACGUGUAAUAAUUAUCAAAACCAACGUUUUCACCAUUCAGUGUGAAAUGAAUAAUGAAUAUUUAUUCCAAUUGAAAGUAUAAACAGAAUAUUGUGUAAAUAUGUAAAUGACGCUGAUGUACAUUUUUGUAUAUAUAACAUUAUUUAUUUGUAUGCAUGAGAAAUCAUAAAAUGCUAAAUAUAUCUCAUUUUGGUCUAGUCAACAUUCCAUGUAUGACGUCAGCAUUUAGGUUCUACACUUCAGGAAUUAUGUAUAAGUUACACUUAUAGUUACACAAGUAUCAUCAAUAUAACUAUUUCAAAUGUGAUUUCGUGAAUCUGCAGGACCAUAAUGCUAACUUUACAUUUGACACUGUCUUACUAAUGUAUGCAACUUGUGUGCUAUUGUAAGAAUAAAUAAAAUGAUUCCAAUUCAAUAAAAA